Molecule: messenger RNA, 2125 nt
Organism: Juglans regia (Persian walnut)
Lineage: Eukaryota; Viridiplantae; Streptophyta; Magnoliopsida; Fagales; Juglandaceae
Product: protein ELC-like
Exons: 2
Coding region: 133-1368 (411 amino acids)
Biological process (GO): protein modification process; endosome to lysosome transport; protein transport
Cellular component (GO): ESCRT I complex
Molecular function (GO): ubiquitin binding
Source: RefSeq, a predicted model, not a curated record
UUUCGAAGCAAAUUCCCGACUCUUUCUUAUCAUCACACUCGAGAAUCUCUCGAAAUCAACCAACACAGAAACGUCUGGAGUUUAUUUGCAAUCAAGCAGAGAAUUUGUGAAACAAACCGAGACGAGCCGCUAAUGGUGCCACCGGCGUUGCAAGCGGGUCCGAACCCACAACAGACCCAACAGUUCCUGAGCUCCGUCCUCUCCCAGCGCGGGCCCUCCGCGCUCCCUUACUCCGAGGACACCAAGUGGCUGAUCCGCCAGCACCUUGUCUCCCUCACCUCCGCCUACCCUUCCCUCGAGCCCAAAACGGCGACCUUCACCCACAACGACGGCCGUUCCGUCAAUCUCCUCCAGGCCGACGGCACCGUCCCAAUGUCUUUCCAGGGCCUGACCUACAACAUCCCCGUCAUCAUCUGGCUCAUGGAUUCCUACCCCCGCCACCCCCCUUGCGUCUACGUCAAUCCCACUCGGGACAUGGUCAUCAAGCGUCCCCACCCUUACGUCAACCCCUCCGGCCUUGUCUCCGUCCCUUACCUUCACAAUUGGGUCUACCCUAGCUCCAAUUUAGUUGACCUCGUUCGUAAUCUCAGCCUCCACUUUGGCCGUGACCCACCGCUCUAUUCCCAGCGCCGCCCUAGCCCUAGCCCUAACUCUAACCCUCAUCCUAAUUUUACUCCUCCCUCUCCUCAUCCUGCCAACGCAUCGGCUUCUACUUUGGGUUACACGCGCCCUGAGAUUCCACCGAGACCGUACCCGCCGUCUCCGUACGGUGGUCAGACGGAGGAUCCGUCGGAGGUUUACAAGAGGAACGCGGUGAACAAGCUGGUGGAAUCGGUGCUCGGGGAUAUGACGGUGAUGAGGAAGGCACGUGAGGCUGAGAUGGAAGGGCUUUUCAACGCGCAGGCGGUGCUGCGGAACCGGGAGGAGCAGCUGAAGAAGGGCCUCAACGAGAUGCACAAUGAGAUGGAAGGGUUGGAGCAGCAAUUGCAGAUGGUGCUGAUGAACACCGACUUGUUGGAGGCGUGGUUGAGGGAGAACGAAGCGAAGCUGAGGAGUCACGGCGAUAAUGUUGACGUGGACGACGCGUUUGAGAGCGUUGACGUGCUCUCGAAGCAAAUGCUCGAGUCUACGGCCUCCGACUUGGCCCUCGAGGACGUGGUGUACUCGUUAGACAAGGCGGUUCAGGAGGGUGCGAUACCAUUCGAUGUGUACCUGAGGAACGUGCGGCUGUUGUCGCGUGAGCAGUUCUUUCACCGCGCCACCGCUGCCAAAGUGCGGGCCGCGCAGAUGCAGGCUCAAGUUGCCAAUAUGGCUGCUCGGAUUUCUCACUAUGGAGGCGAUACCGAGGCACUACGUGUUCGGGCUUGAUUGGUUUCUUAAAGGGGUUGUUAUAUACAAAAUCAUACAGUUGAAGGCGUAAACUGAUGAAAAUUUGACUUGAAGCAAGCACACAUGACACAACUCAGUGCUUGUUCUGGCGCUUGUGCUUCCCACGACAAUGAUUUUCUUAUGUCAGUACUUGAGGCCAACCCAAUGGGUUCUUGCUUCGUAAAUCUAUGUGAGCGAGGGCUCAAUUUCACCUGGCCAAGAUGUGAUAUGGGGCAGCCUCAAGGUUUUACAGGUUUUCCCUUAUGUUUUUCGUACAGGGAACUGCCCAAAUUCCUGUAACCAAAUAUAUCUAAACUAAUAAAAAAAAACUCGGAUGUCGGUAUUUUUCGUUUCUUGUUUCAUGCUGCUGUUGGUUCUUUUAUUUGAGUUGUGGUUACGAUGCUAGGGCAUUUUCUGAUCACUUAUUUUUCCUCCUUGUAUGCCUCUGUUCUUCAGUUCUUUUAUCCAGUGGAUGGGCUAUUGUAAGUUACCAGUAUAUAAGCUUCAAUGCUUGUCACAUCAUUGGGUGAAUUGACUUUGUGGUUUUAUAGUUGCAUUUAGGUUCUCCAGUUUAUCGGGGAGUGUGAGAUGUGAAUAUUGCUGAUGCUUUUUCCUCGGGCGAUUGUACAUGUGUCUGCUACUAAAAUCUUAUUCCGGCAUGCUAGUUUAUUUGGUGUUUGACUAACCAUUUACGACUGCAGUAUUUCUCAUAAAUUUCAAUUCCCGGUAUAUUUAAGAAAUAUGAAUUGAUCUCUGU